Pyrenophora tritici-repentis Pt-1C-BFP is the source of this 1923-nucleotide messenger RNA. NCBI's taxonomy places the organism in Eukaryota, Fungi, Ascomycota, Dothideomycetes, Pleosporales, Pleosporaceae. The record is from RefSeq and is a predicted model, not a curated record.
AUGGCGCUCGCUCCAGUGCGCCCAUACCGCGACUAUCUGACGCCAGCUCUGCACCGAAGAUUCAAUAAAGCCAGCAGAUAUACGCUGUUGCUGUUUCUGUGGCUUUGUUUCCCAUUAAGCCUCACGGGCAUUCGCACCCUUCUCCUCUUCCUCUCCGCCAUUACCAUUUACGUCCUCCGUGUUGCGCAAUGGCAUGUCGGCAAGCGCCACACUGAGACGCGAGCAGAAACCUUUAAGAAAUACUUCUUCCGGGUGUCGACGCUCGUGACUCUCUUCGCCUAUAGCUUCUCCGCCAUGAUGUUCGUCGAGACAUAUAUUUGGUCGCGGGGUCCAAAAGACAGGCUGAACUUCAUCGAGGCUGGGCGCAUGCACGAACGAUAUAGGCUCAACGAGCGUCCGUUGUACCUGCGGUCGCUGUUCUACAUGCUGGCUGCGGUGCAGUCUGCCGUACAUCUGUGGAAGGACUACGACACCAUUGACGUGCCGGCUAUGAAGCCCGAGAAGAAGCACGGCGACGCGACAGGAUCGGGACCAGCGCGACGGGCACCCAAGCCCAGGCAUGUCCUUCCAAAGCAGUUCAAGGGCAUGGCUUUUCAGUCGAGCUUCCUUACUGUAGUCAUCGCCAUACUGGGAGGUCUACUCUAUUUCACAUUGGCACGUCACGUAGUCUGGGGCUACUACUACAGCGUCGGUCGAUACCUCUGGAGCUUAUCCAAGACCUCUACGCCGACCGGAAUAGCUCCUUUCUUGCCUUUAUGCUUCAUGUUCCUGACAGAGGGUACGCUGCUUGUUUUGCUCUGGGAGUUUGUCAACAAAACAUUUGACAUAUAUAUGGCCCAGGAGCCGCUGAAGAACGACCAACCAAUCACGAAUGACUCAAAAGACCCCAACGGUUCUCUACUCCAGGGGCUUAAGUCGAAGAAGGAUACCGUCAAGGCAAGGAGCACCGCAUUCUCUAGAGCUUCUCAACCUAACAGAUUACAGGCAAUCGCAUUCUGGGAGCUGGCCCUCAUCACCGAUGCUUUCCCUGACCGCCGCAAGACCAUCUACAGCGAGAUCGAUCGCAGCAAAGGGGCCACUUUCAAGCAAGCUACGGAUCGCUGUCUAGAUGAAGUCAAGUUCCUCACCCACCGCAUUAGUACUGCCCUAGACCCUACAUACAACCCCCCUGCUGGAGACGGAAAGGAGCAACCAGCCGUGCCCGUUAACCUGGUACCACGGAUCUCGCAACCACCAAAGGAUGACACGGCCGUCACUGCUGUAGCACCGAUACCCAGCACCGGUCUAGGACACUUCAAGGCAGCAGUGGCCGGUCUCGCAAACUCACACAGCACCCCGGGCAACGCACAGCACGCGUACAGCCGGGAAGCCAUCAGACAAGGAGUCAAGAAAGCACAAGAAGGCGCAAAAGAGGUAGGGGGCCUCUGGACAAAAUACUACAACAUGUUUGUUUCCGCACCCGUUGGCGCACUGUUCCGCUAUUCUCUCGCCCGCACAUGCAACAUUGUAGUCCUCGGUGCGCCUUAUUCACGCAUCUCACUCAUCUGCAACGCCAUCACCGCUGUGGUGAACCUCGCUGUCCUCUCCAUCACAGAGGAUGCCUUCGGUCGCUAUCACCAGUGCGUCCCAGAGAUAAUUCGCGUCUUUACUUCGGCGCUCGUCAAGCUAGAUGAGUACAUGGAAACAGUACCUAUCCACUGGAGCGACAAGGAGACACUGGAGAAGGACGAGGCAGAUAGGAGAAAGGUGGCCGAGGUGGAGGAAGUCAGGGCCUGUUUGAGGGAGGGCCUGAAGAAGGUGUUGGGUAGCUUCAUCGAGUAUCUUCCUAAUUUGGGCAUGAAUAGAUUGGAGAUUAUGGAUGCAAAAAAGGCGCUUAGUGCGGCGAAGAAAGAGCCGGAGAUGAUUGAGAAGGGUGGUAGAUGA